Messenger RNA from Caenorhabditis angaria, 792 nucleotides. Lineage: Eukaryota; Metazoa; Nematoda; Chromadorea; Rhabditida; Rhabditidae. The record is from the annotation of a GenBank genome assembly.
AUGUCCGAUAACUGGGGCACUGAAGCAGUCACUUACGACGCACCUGUUGUUGAGGCACCAGAGGUAAUUUUUUAUUUUUCUUCGCUACUUUAAAUCAAAAUCUAUUUCUGAAUUCUUCAGGUCAACCUUUUCGGAAAAUGGUCCCUCCAAACCGUCAACGUCUCCGACAUCUCGCUCGUUGACUACAUUCCAGUCAAAGACAAGUCUGCCAAGUACUUGCCACACUCCGCUGGACGUUUCCAAGUUCGUCGUUUCCGUAAGGCCGCCUGCCCAAUCGUCGAACGUCUCGCCAACUCUUUGAUGAUGCACGGACGCAACAACGGAAAGAAAUUGAUGACUGUCCGCAUCGUCAAGCACGCUUUCGAAAUCAUCUACUUGUUGACCGGAGAAGUGAGUUCUUAUUUUUGGCCGAUUUCUUUUGAAAAUUAUUUUUUCUGCAGAACCCAGUCCAAGUUUUGGUUAACGCCGUCAUCAACUCCGGACCACGUGAAGACUCCACCCGUAUUGGACGCGCCGGAACUGUCCGUAGACAAGCCGUCGACGUUGCCCCACUCAGAAGAGUUAACCAAGUAAGUUCUUCAAACUUUAUCCUUCCAAAAUCUAGUAUUCAAUAAAUAAUUUCAGGCUAUCUGGCUCCUCUGCACUGGUGCUCGUGAAGCUGCCUUCAGAAACGUCAAGACUAUUGCUGAAUGUCUCGCUGACGAGCUCAUCAACGCCGCCAAGGGAUCAUCAAACAGCUACGCCAUCAAGAAGAAGGACGAGCUCGAACGUGUCGCCAAGUCCAACCGAUAA